AUGGCAUCUGAACUGUUGCUGGUUUGGAUAGCACUCCUGGCGGUGCCACUCUUGUACCACGUGUUGCCGUACACGAGAGGAGGUGCCCCGCGGUGGCCGCCAGGUCCCCGGCCGUGGCCCAUAGUCGGCAACCUCCUGGACCUACGCGGUGGAAACCUCCACCGCAACCUCGCACGCCUAGCGCAGACCCAUGGCCCCGUCAUGAUGCUUAAGCUCGGCGUGGUGAGCACUGUGUUCGUGUCCUCCCGAGAUGCUGCGUGGGAAGCGUUCAACAAGUACGACCGCCGCAUUGCGGCACGCACCAUCCCGGACACAAGGCGCGCCAUGGCGCACGCCGACUGCUCCAUGGUCUGGCUGCCAAGCUCCGACAGGCUGUGGAAGACGCUUCGUGGCAUCGCCGCCACGCACAUCUUCUCCCCGCGCAGCCUCCUGGCCGCGGCGCAGGGCGCCCGGGAGCGGGCCAUGCACCACAUGCUGGAUGCCUUCCGCCUCCGUGCCGGCCAAGAGGUCAAUAUUGGCCACGUCCUAUACCACGGCAUGUUCGACCUACUGACCAACACCCUCUUCUCCAUCGACGGCCAGGACAAGUUGAGGGACCUUAUGGAGGAGAUCGUCGGGCUACUCGCUGAGCCCAACGUGUCGGACAUGUACCCGUUGCUGCGGGUGCUAGACCUGCAGGGCCUUCGCCGCUGGACAGGCACGCACAUGAACCGUGUGUUCCUUGUGUUGGAGAAGAUCAUUGACACCCGGCUGGUCGAGGGGAAGCACCAUCAGGACGUCCUGGACGCGCUGCUGGCAUUGAUGACCACCGGCAAGCUGAGCCGCCGCGAGGUGAAGGCCAUGUUGUUCGACAUCCUGGCGGCAGGCACGGAGACGACAAAGAUCACAGUAGAGUGGGCAAUGGCGGAGCUUGUGCGUAACCCGGGUGUGAUGGUGGUGGUGCGCGCCGAGAUAAAGGCCGCCCUCGGGCACGAGAAGAUAAUCACGGAGGUUGACGUGACGAAGCUGCCCUACCUGCAGGCCGCGGUGAAGGAGUCGAUGCGGCUACACCCUGUUGCCCCGCUGCUGCUGCCGCACCUGGUGGUGGAGGAGGGCGUGGAGAUAGGUGGCUAUGCCGUGCCAAAGGGCACCACCGUCAUCUUCAAUUCGUGGUCCAUCAUGCGCGACCCGGUGGCAUGGGAUAGGCCCGAAGAGUUCAUGCCGGAGCGGUUCCUCGGAAAGACAGAGCUCGGCAUGUGGGGGAAGGACGUCAAGUUCAUCCCUCUAGGCACCGGCCGGAGGCUGUGCCCGGCAUUGCCCAUGGUGGAGCUACUCGUGCCAUUCAUGGUGGCGUCCAUGUUGCAUGCCUUCGAGUGGCAGCUGCCCCAGGGCAUGUCACCUGAUUAG
Molecule: messenger RNA, 1386 nt
Organism: Hordeum vulgare subsp. vulgare (domesticated barley)
Lineage: Eukaryota; Viridiplantae; Streptophyta; Magnoliopsida; Poales; Poaceae
Product: oryzalexin D synthase-like
Exons: 2
Coding region: 1-1386 (461 amino acids)
Molecular function (GO): oxidoreductase activity, acting on paired donors, with incorporation or reduction of molecular oxygen; heme binding; iron ion binding
Source: RefSeq, a predicted model, not a curated record